Messenger RNA from Acanthochromis polyacanthus (spiny chromis), 1835 nucleotides. It is a transcript of the gene frs3, whose product is annotated as fibroblast growth factor receptor substrate 3. Lineage: Eukaryota; Metazoa; Chordata; Actinopteri; Pomacentridae. Gene Ontology annotation, biological process: cell surface receptor protein tyrosine kinase signaling pathway. Gene Ontology annotation, cellular component: cytoplasm. The record is from RefSeq and is a predicted model, not a curated record.
CUAUGGGGAGCUGUUGGAGCUGUCUGUACAGAGACCCCAUCCGAGACAACCAUCUCACCAAAUUUAAGGUCACCAAUGUGGAUGAUGAAGGUAAUAGUGGGCUCUGGAUCAUGGAGCUCACCCAGACCGAGCUCAUCCUUCAACCCGCCAAGAGAGACGCCAUCCGGUGGCCGUAUCUCUGCCUGCGUCGCUACGGCUACGACUCCAACCUGUUUUCUUUCGAGAGCGGCCGCCGCUGUCAGACUGGGCAGGGAAUCUUUGCAUUCAAGUGUUCCCGGGCAGAGGAAAUCUUUAAUCUGCUCCAGGAGCUGAUGCAAUGUAACAGCAUCAACGUGGUGGAAGAGUCAAUGAUGAUGAGUCGCAGCGGCCACACACCGGAGAUGGACAUGUCUCGCACACCACAGACUCCCAACACUCCAGCAUUUCCUGUCCAGGCUUUUCCCAAUGGAUACCCCGGUUAUCCAAUCAGAGGUGAUUCCUCCCAACCCUCUCUCGCCGAUGAUCAUGGACAUAGCCUCAUGGGUUUGGAGGACCAGACCCACACCUAUGUAAAUACUGUGAGUAAGGGAGAUCUCUCUAUGCGUCACUGUGUGCACUCUCUACCAGAGGUUCGGCCAAGCACUUUCCCUGAAACAACACGGGGAGCCAUGCCUGUCGGCGGCCAAGGGAAUCCACAGUCCAACCUGAGGUGCUGUCCCCUCGACGAGCAUAAAGACCCUCAGGUGUUCUUGCAGCCGUCGUCACAGGAGGUCAAAUUCAUGCUGGCCCGACCCCGGCACAACCAUCUACUGGAGAGAGAGAGGGAGAGGCAUGGGCACAAUCCACACAGCCUUCAGCCAGUAGAGGGAGCAGCAGGGUCAGAGACGGAAGGAGACGAACCCUCUAUGCACCUGUGCAACUCUCACUCCUACCAUUUUCAUCACCACUCACACCGGCACCCGGUCGACCACCCGGACGGCUGCCAGAGCGGUGAGCUCACCUACGAAAACAUAAACGGGCUUCGGGGCGUCCGGAAGCAGCGUCUGAGUCCCAGCAGCGUGUCGCAGUCUGUGGGUUCAAGCAGCAGCAGCAACGGGGACAGUCACUCCCAUUCCCUCAUGCUCCACCCCCACGGCCCAUCGUCUCUUCCCCCGCAGGGCUACGCCUGGAGGGGCAUGGGUGGAGGGCAUCGUCGGACAGCUCUGCUCAACUACGAGAACCUACCCUCUCUGCCCCCGGUGUGGGAGUACAGGGCUCUGCCGGAUGAUGAGCAGGAAGAGGAAGAUGACGAUCAGGACGAAGAGGACUACGGGGAGGAGGACUUUGAUGAGUAUGAGUUCUCAGAAGGUCCUGGGACACCCAACGGGUACCACCAGGACACGGGCAUCCACAGAGAUGCCCUGCAGAACUAUGUAAACACAGAGCAGGUCCAGCCUCCCCGGCUUCGACACGCUUGUCCCCCGCAUCCACGGCCGUGUCAGCCAGACAGAGGGGGGAGAAUAUUUAGCUUUGAUUUGCAGGCGAUCGAGGUCGGGGUCGGGGGCUGUGAGCACAGCCACAUGCCUCCGUCGCGGCAGCUGAAUUACAUCCAGGUGGACCUGGAGGGAGAACCUCCCUGCCAAGGCCUAGCAGGGGGUGCCCAGACCCAGCCACAGCACCAGCGCCUACCACCCAAAAAAUGUGGGCCGCAGGCACCCCGGCGCAGUGAAUGCUACGCAGUCAUCGACCUAAAGAAGACCGCUGCCAUGUCCAACCUGCAGAAAGCUCUGCCCAGGGAUGAUGGGACUUCCAGAAAGACUCGCCACAACAGCACAGACCUGCCUCUGUAAAACGGUGUUCAAACUGAGGAGCGACGA